AUUUGCUUGAAUUUCAAUCCAGUUUCAAAUUCUCCAGAUCAUACUCUCUCUCAACUAUGGUUGUAGCUCAGAAACUCAAGGAAGCUGAGAUCACCGAGCAGGAUUCACUUCUUCUGACGAGAAAUCUGCUGAGGAUUGCUAUAUUUAAUAUUAGCUAUAUCAGAGGCCUUUUUCCUGAGAAAUACUUCAAUGACAAGUCCGUUCCUGCCUUAGAGAUGAAGAUUAAGAAGCUUAUGCCCAUGGAUGCCGAUUCUCGCAGACUUAUUGACUGGAUGGAGAAAGGGGUGUAUGAUGCACUGCAGAAGAAGUACCUAAAAACAUUGCUUUUCUGUAUUUGUGAAGCAAUUGAAGGUCCCAUGAUUGAGGAAUAUGCAUUUUCUUUCUGUUACUCAAGUUCUGAUAGCCAAGAGGUUUCAAUGAAUAUCAACCGCACUGGAUAUAAGGAGGGAGGAACAGUCAAGUGCAAAUCUAUGAGUGAAGUUACUCCCAGUCAGAUGAGGAGUUCUGCUUGUAAAAUGGUUCGUACAUUGAUUCAAUUGAUGAGAACUCUGGAUAAGAUGCCAGAAGAGCGAACAAUAUUGAUGAAACUACUGUACUAUGAUGAUGUUACGCCUGCAGACUACGAACCUCCUUUCUUCAGAGGCUGUACAGAGGAGGAAGCUCAUAAUGCAUGGACCAAAAAUCCCUUAAAAAUGGAGGUUGGAAAUGUCAAUAGCAAACAUUUUGUUUUAGCUCUAAGGGUUAAGAGUGUGCUAGAUCCUUGUGAGGAUGAAAAUGAUGAAAUUCAAGACGAUGAUGCCAGCCUUGGAGCCAAUUCUGGGCAAAGAGACGAUUAUUCUGAUUCUGAUAGUGAGGUUAGCCAUUCUCCAGGGAAGCAGUAUUAUGUUGCACCAGUAGAUAAGCAUCACGAUCAAGGAGAAACUGGCUUAAUCGAUGAGGAUGAUACUCAAGAUCCAGAAGAAGAUGAACAACAGCUAAGCAAGAUUAGGAACUGGAUAAACUCUCACCACCGAGACACCUUGGAAAUCACUGAUUUUCUUGCCAGUUUCCCUGAGAUUUCAACAGUCUUGAUUGAAGAAAUUAUGGAGAAGCUCGUCAGGGAAGGUAUUAUGUUCAAAAAUGAAACUGAUGGUUUCACCAUCAAGAAGCAACAGAACUCUGAGUAUGAGUUUGAUGUGGUGAAAGAGGAAGCCAAUGAAAACAUUAAUGCAGUUUUUGACAAAGCUCAGCAUGAAGACCACAUGUACAUGAAGGCUCUGUACCAUGCUCUGCCAAUGAAAUAUGUUACUGUUACAAAGCUUCAGAGCAUGCUAGAAGAUGUAAACCAGUAUACUAUACGCAAGCUGAUUGACAAAAUGGCCAUGGAUGGGUUUGUUGAAACCAAAGGUAGCAGAAGGCUAGGUAAGCGAGUCAUCCAAUCUGAUCAUACCGAGAAAAAGCUUAUUGAAGUCAAGAAAGCCUUGAAAGUUGACCUCAUGGAUCUGGAUACCAAUAAUUCAAACAUGAAGAUGAAGUCUGCUGAAUACCAGAGUGCAGGAAGCAAUCUGAGGGACAUUUCUACCUGUGGUGCUUUACGCUCUAUUGGAUCCGAUGUUACGCGUACAAAAGAGAGGUCUGAUUUACAUCAAAAUGGAUCUACCAGAAGCGAGCAGACUAUUUCAAAGGGAAGGGAACGUGGAAACACACCCAUAACCAGGGUUGAGCCUGUGCCAUCGAGAGAGAGCUUUGUGCCAGGAAAUGAAAAUGGGAGAGCAAAGUCCAAGAACAUUAAUGAUGGCGAUGCAGUUAUCUGUAGCUGGUCCAAUGAGGUCAAAAGAUCUAGGAAAGCAAGUAUGGUUGAGGAUCAUAUUCUUCAGUCCAUUAAGCGCCCGAAAGCCGCACUUUGAAAAGUUUGAGCAUGAUGAUUCAUGAACUUCCCUGAGUAGUGCUGCUCCAUCUUUAUAUUGACCCUAUUAUUAUAUAAUAUGGCUAAGAUACGAUUUAAAUCAUGUUCAAGCUUUAUUCUAUU
Molecule: messenger RNA, 2008 nt
Organism: Impatiens glandulifera
Lineage: Eukaryota; Viridiplantae; Streptophyta; Magnoliopsida; Ericales; Balsaminaceae
Product: meiosis-specific protein ASY1
Exons: 21
Coding region: 57-1886 (609 amino acids)
Source: RefSeq, a predicted model, not a curated record